AUGGGUAGAGUUACUGUACCCACCCUCCCUGCAUCUACAGUCUCCAAGAUUCUUGGCGACAUAAAAUACAAAGCGCUAACUAGAAAAUCACAAGUAGAUAAACACAACUCACAACAUUCAAUUAAUAGAAGGUCUAGCAAACCAGCACCACACCAAGUAUCAAAGGGACAAAUUGUGACAUCAAAAACACAUCCCAUCGCAAAACACCUACUCAAACUUGCAAAUAGCCCCAGUUAUAGAAGAAAUAAAAAUUCCACUCUAUUGACUUCUAAAAAGUUGGUUAGUGACUAUUGUUCACUCGGAAGGGAUCUACUCAAAGUCUAUACUCACUCAUUAAACAGCUUACCCAAGGGAAUACAUUUUGCCCAGCUAUUAUUAGUAUCUAAACACAUCCUUAAGGCAGCUUCUGGGGUUAAAAGCUUUGAUGGAGGUAUCGUGGCGGAAGUCCCAUUACCAAAAGUAUCGAAAUUCGACGGCCCCGUCGUAGGUAGAAGGAUUCUCGCAAUACCAUGUUUUAAUGGUCACGGAAAGAGAGUACAACAUCAUUUUGGCACUCUAGUACGCACCGCACUUAGCAUGAGAUGGGACGGCGUGUGGCUAGUAGGUGAUGGAAAUCCUGAUUUCUUAGAUCCUCUGACCAUUAGAAUAUCACAGGCCUCUCUAUACCACAUGCCCUUUAGGUAUGGGUCACUUGGGGAAUUGUUCGAAUUUGCCAAAAAUAACUCGUUCGCCGUAUGUACCACAACAUACGAUAAUAUCACCGAUGAUCUACACAGCUCUGGCCAUGAAAGCCAUGCCUGCUACACGAGUGAUAGAAAUUCGCCAAAUCUAGCUAGCAUACCAACCACUACCAUGGACAGCAUCCAUACAGAAUGUUCUAGAGGCAAUACAGGCCCCAAGUUUACCAAGGGAAAUGCCGAGUACUGGCCCAGCAGGGCAUGGUCAGAACUUAACAGCAGCAGUUUAGUGCCGCUGGGCGAUGUAAGGGACAUUGGUAAGGAAGCAAAGGGCAUAAUAUUAUUGGUCGGACAGAACAAAAGCUACGGCCGCUACCAAGGCUACCUGAGUUACUGCAUUAGUAUUACAGGCGCAGCACAGUCCAAGUUUCCAAUUACUAUUGAUCCCACAACUAGCACUGCACUAGUUAUGUACCAUCUCACUUAG
Molecule: messenger RNA, 1164 nt
Organism: Babesia microti strain RI
Lineage: Eukaryota; Apicomplexa; Aconoidasida; Piroplasmida; Babesiidae
Product: conserved Plasmodium protein, unknown function
Exons: 3
Coding region: 1-1164 (387 amino acids)
Molecular function (GO): RNA binding
Source: RefSeq, a predicted model, not a curated record